AUGGGCAUACUCCCACCCAAACUCCAAGAUCCAGGAGCACCUUUGAUUACAAUUCAAGUUGGUGAUUUUAAAAUGAAAAUGUCACUUUUGGAUAUUGGGGCGGGUGUGAGUAUCUUACCGGGUAUUUUGUAUGACCAAUAUGACUUUAGACCAAUGGAAAAAGUCGACACCACCUUGGUGAUGGCUGAUUUGUCACUCAAACUCCCUAGGGGAAUUGUCCAAGAUGUCAUAGUUAAAGUGGAGGAUUUUUACUACCCCGUAGACUUUUUGGUACUUGAUUUUGCACCAAGCGGUAAUGUUAGGCAACCCACCGUUAUCUUGGGUAGACCCUUUUUGGCCACCACUAAUGCAUUAAUUGAUUGUAGAAGGGGUAUGGUUGAAAUGACCUUUGGCAACCGUAAGAUUAGAUUGAAUGUUUUUGCUAGUGUUCCUAACCCCGUAGUUAGUGACGAAUGCUUUAUGGCGGACGUCAUUGAUGAGUGUAUUUCUCAUGAAAAUAAGGAGGAUACACGGGAGUCUUGUGCUUUGGUUGACAGGUUAAUUGCGGAGCAUAGUGAAACAGUGAAGAAGGAAGAGAAGGAUUGGGAGAUCAUGGCAAUUCAAGAAGGUAGACCACCAUGGACUCAUUUGGUGGAAAGUCUACCGGAUCAUAUUGAUACUCAUCUCAAGCCUUCCAUUGAAAGUCCACCACAAGUUGAGUUGAAAGAGCUCCCAUCUCAUUUGAAGUAUGCAUUUUUGGGAGAAAAUAAACUUUGCCGGUGA
Molecule: messenger RNA, 762 nt
Organism: Erigeron canadensis
Lineage: Eukaryota; Viridiplantae; Streptophyta; Magnoliopsida; Asterales; Asteraceae
Exons: 1
Coding region: 1-762 (253 amino acids)
Source: RefSeq, a predicted model, not a curated record